AUGAACAAACACAUAAUCUUCUUCACAACUUUUCUUUGUGUCAUUGCAUUAGCAACUGCUGCAAAGCCAUGCUGGUUAGGUGGUUGGGCCAUCAAUGUAGUCAACCAGGUCAAUGGCACAGACAAAGACCAUGUUUAUGCCCACUGCAAAUCGAAAAACGACGAUAUCGGCUUCCACAAAAUAAAAUAUCAACAUUCAACAACCUGGAAAUUCUGUGAGAAUAUCUUUGGUCCAACUACUCUUUUCUUCUGCCAUGCUUAUAAGGGUCAGCAUCAAGAACUAGUUUUCGACGUGUUUACUCAAGAUACGAUCAAACCGCUUUGUCGCGAGCUGGACUUUAAGGCAAAUUAUUGGAGAUGCAGUUGGUUGCUUAGGAAUGAUGGGAUUUACCUCGUGGACCGGAGGGAAAAAGGCAAGGAAAAGAAUAUGAAGAUGCAUGAUUGGAAGUAUCGAACCUAG
Messenger RNA from Helianthus annuus (common sunflower), 459 nucleotides. Its product is annotated as S-protein homolog 21-like. The transcript has a single exon. Bases 1 to 459 code for a protein of 152 amino acids. The record is from RefSeq and is a predicted model, not a curated record. Lineage: Eukaryota; Viridiplantae; Streptophyta; Magnoliopsida; Asterales; Asteraceae.